Messenger RNA from Adineta steineri, 18084 nucleotides. The record is from the annotation of a GenBank genome assembly. Lineage: Eukaryota; Metazoa; Rotifera; Eurotatoria; Adinetida; Adinetidae.
AUGGUUCCGAGUUUACUUCAGAGCUUUUUCACACUUAUCGAACAGUCUAGCAAGACAACUACUUCAAAAUAUUUUCGAUCACUUUGUAGUGGCGGUGAACCAUUCUCUGUUAAACUAAGUACUCUGAUCGCAAAUAAUAGUGUGUCAGAGUAUAGUGUAUGGAAUUAUUACGGUCCUGCAGAAAUAACCAUUGCCUGUACACUUCAUCUUAUUGAUGUUAAAGCUAAUUCUAGAAGCAUUCCAAUUGGUAGAUCACUUCCUAACUAUCGAAGCUUGAUUUUAAAUAAAUUUUUACAAAGUACAACUAUUAAUCAAGAAGGAGAAUUAUUUGUUGGAGGUAUGGGUGUUUUUGCUGGUUAUCUUGGACGUGAUGAUUUGACAGUGAAAGCUCUUGUUGAAAUAGAUGGUGAACCAUUUUAUCGAACAGGUGAUCUUGUUAGAAUGGAUGACAAUGGUCUUCUCCAUUUUCAAGGAAGAAAAGAUCAUCAAAUCAAACUACAUGGACAACGAAUUGAACUUGGUGAAAUAGAAAGAUGUUUGCUUAACAUCACAGCUAUAUCUGCUUGUGUUGUCAUGAAAUGGAAAGAUGAUCAUUUAGUUGCUUAUAUUCAAUCAUCUGUAAUCAAUGAAGAACAAAUACGCCAACACUGUCAAUCACAUCUUCCACCACAUAUGAUACCAUCAUUAUUCAUUAUACUUGACAAAUUACCUUUGAAUCAAAAUGGAAAAAUAGAUCGAAAACUUCUACCACCACCUCACUUUUCAUCUAUUCAUCUCACCAACGGUAUAGAUCUAUUAUUACCGACAAACGAUAUUGAAGUUAGCAUUCAUCGUAUUUGGUGUGAGAUACUUAAACAAAAUCAGAUCUCAACUGAUACAAAUAUCUUUACUAUUGGUGGUCAUUCAUUAUUUAUCAUGCAACUUUUUCAUCGAUACAAGAUCGAAUUUCAUUUAGAAACAAAUUUUCUUUCUGUUUCGAAUCUAUUUCAACAGCCAACCAUUAUUCAUCAUGCUCAACUCAUUCAGCAAUCUAUCAAUACCAUCCACACUCUCGAUGAUGAUCCUUGGUCAUCAUUGUAUCUCACUCAAGGUAGAGCAUCAUUCGCACAAGAACGAAUCUAUUUAGAUGAAAAAAUUCGUUUUUCAUCCAACAAAACAAUGAUGAAGAAUAUGUAUGUUAUUCCAUUACUUUAUCGUAUAUCAUCUAUGAGUGAUCAUGUAUCAAUUACUCGAUUACAUUAUGCAUUUGAAAGUAUUAUCACAAAACAUAAUAUUUUUCGAACAGCGCUUUAUAUUGAUGACGCAAAUGCUAAUAUUAUACAACACUGUUUAAAUGCAGACAUCAUUCUUAACGAUGAUAUAAAAUCAUAUCCAUUGACGAUUGUUAAUAUUCAUAAUGAUGACCAUCGUCAUAUGAAUGAAACUAUCACAGAGAUAUUAAAUCAAGCUGAUUUAUUUGAUUCAUCAAAAGGACAUAUUAUUCGUUGUCAUAUUCUUCGUCAUUGUCAUCAAUCUCAAGAUGUUAUCUCAUAUGAGAAUGAUGAUCUAUUGACUGAAAAUGAUCACAUAUUGAUUAGUAUUCAUCAUGCAAUGUUUGAUGGGGCAUCAAGAUCGAUUUUCCUUCAUGAUAUUUCUCUUGCUUAUCAGUCUGAUGACUCUUUAUCUGUAGAUGCUAACUCAUUGAAUUAUAUAGAUUAUUCUGUGUAUGAACAUAUCAUGGAUAUGUCAUUGUCUCGUGAAUUCUGGCAGUCUCAACUUGAAGAAUAUAAUAUCGAAUGUUCAUUAUCAUUACCAUAUGAUCGACAACGUUCAUCAACUGGUCAACAACGAUCAGGUUUAGCAUCUAUAGCUCAAAUCAACUUUGAUAAUGAAUUAUGCACAUCAUUUCUAAAUUAUGCAUCAUCACAUCAUCUCACACUUUUUCAACUUGGAUUAUCCAUAUUUUAUGUCUUCCUAUUCAAACUAUCUCAUGGUGAAAAUGAUUUAUGUAUUUCUUCUAUUAAUGCUAAUCGAUAUCGAAGUGAGUUAGUGAACAUGAUAGGAAUGUUUGUAUCAACAUUACCAUAUCGUAUUCAAAUUGAUCCUCAAUGGUCAUUUGAUGAUCUUAUUAGAUAUGUACGAGAGAAAUGUUUAUCAAUUCUUGAACAUUCACAUUAUCCACUUCAACAUAUUCUCGGUGAUAAUCAAUUAAAUCAAUCGAACGUGUCAUUUCUCGAGACAAUGUUUGAUUUUAUCAGUGUGUCAAGAGAUGUCGAACAUUUAUGUUUGAAUGAUACAAAUUUAGAACAAAUACCAUUGGGGCAAGAAGCUGAAGUGUGUAAAUUUGACUUCUCUUUAACAUUUGAACACAAUCCAUUAUCAGAUAACAAGAGAUUAUCAUGUCGUUUUGUUUGUUCACAUGAUUUGUUUGAAAAAUCAAGUAUUUCAAAAAUAGCUCAAAGAUUUCAAUAUAUGUUUGAGCAAUUGUUUCGAACGCAAUCAAGCAACAUUCCUGUGAUGAAUGUGAGUUCAUCGAUUAACAAAGUGUGUCUUAUUCUUCCUGAUGAAGCUGAAGAAAUGGAAUUAAUCGUGUUUCGUCGAUUGGAGAAUAUUGUGAAUGAAGCACCAGCAUCAUUUGCACAAGCUCGCAUUUGGCUUGAUAAACGCAUUCGAUUCGAUCCAGACAAGCCACAAGUAGCAAUCUAUAAUAUGCCUUUUGUUUAUCGUCUGCAACCAGGUCAUACUUUAUCAAUCAAAAAACUUCGCCAUGCUCUUCAUCUCACUGUUAAAAAACAUCCCUCACUUCAUACACCACUUCAUUUUGAUAUCCAAAAGAAUCUACUUAUGCAACGAGUUAUUACUCAUGAACAUAAACAUAAUAAUAAUAAUAAUAGUUUGUUUUCAAUCAUCGAAACUACUUUUGAAACAGAUGAACAACUCAAUGAGAUUUUACUCAACGAGAAACGUAAUCCUCAUCUUUUUGAUCUUGCUCAAGGUCUUGUCUUUCGAUGUCACAUUAUUUAUUAUAAACAGAUCUCUUCAAAUCAUCUUCUUUCUCACAAAGAUAUACUUAUCUUCAACUUUCAUCAUGCUUUCUUUGACUUUCCAUCAAUGAAUAUCUUUCUUCAUGAUCUCAAUCAAGCAUAUACAACAGGGCAAUUAUUUUAUGAUGGCAACACUACUCUACGUUAUAUCGAUUAUGUCGUUAUUGAACAACAAAUGUCAAUGACUGGUGCAAGUAUGUUUUGGCUUGAUGCUCUUCAUGAUUGUAAACUUGAUCAAUCUUUGUCAUUACCAUUUGAUCGAUAUCAUCUCUCAAAUGAACAUCCAACUGGUCAUUCGAUAUCUAUUUCAUUUGAUUUUGGUCAAGAUCUCUUACAUGACUAUCUUACUCAUGCAUCAUCAAACAACAUAUCACUUGAAUAUCUCACAUUUGCUGUUUAUUUCAUCUUUCUAUUUAAAUCAACUAAUGGACAAAUAGACCUAUGUCUUGCUAUGAACAUCAAUAAUAAUCGAUACAGAGAUGAAUUGAAAUCAAUCAUUGGAUUGUUUGAAAAUGUUAUUCCAUUACGUUGUCAAUUAGAUCCACACUGGUCUUUUCAUCAACUGCUCGGGCAUGUUCGAGACAUAACAACAAAUAGUAUGAAAUAUUCAUAUUUUCCACUUCAACGUAUUCUCAAUCAACAUCCACAUAUUUCCAAACAUGCAUUUCUCGAUACAUCUCUGGAAUUUAUAUCAUACAAGAGCAGCAAAGCAACCAUGAUUGGUGAUUCUCAGCUUGUUCCAGAAUCUCUGUCAUUCGAUAUUAAUGAAGAUGACAUACUAAGAGUAUCCGACUUCUCUCUUUUAUUUCAUCAUGAUUUGAACAUGAGUCAACUAUCAUGCACAAUCAGUGCAUCACUUGACUUAUUCAAUCGAGAAACAAUAAAGAACAUUUCACAACGGUUUCAUUCCAUCUUACAUGAACUAUCUACAUCUAUGAUUGAUAAUCAAAUAAACAAACCAAUCUAUGAAAUAUCUUCAGCAUUAUCAAAUGAACGAUACCUAAUGCAAUCGUUAAAUAAUACACAAAUAUCAUUUUCAUCUCCUCUCACUUGUAUCCAUCAUGAGUUUGUAUGUCAAGUAAUGAAACAUCCACAAAAACUAGCUGUUGAACUAGACGAACAAUCAUUAACAUACUGUGAACUUCUAUAUUAUGUUCAAGUCUUAUCUGUAACUCUUCUUAACGAAUAUCAUGUGUUUCCAGGUGAGGUCGUGUGUCAAUGUGUUGAGCGAAGUCUGUCAAUGGUGAUUGGUAUUAUGGGAAUUGAAAUGGCUGGAGGUGUGUAUUGUCCAUUGUCACCAGAAAAUCCUGAACAACGUCUUCAAAAUCUUGUAGAACAAACACAAGCUCGUCUUAUAGUUGUUCAUUCAUUAACAAAUCGAAUAUUUAAAAAUAAUUUUAUUACAUAUGAUAUUGAUACAGCUAUAAACAUUAAUGAUAAAAUUACAAAUGAUGAUCCUUAUCAAUUAUCAAAUACUUCAAUAACUCCAGACGAUAUAUCAUACAUUGUUUUUACAAGUGGCUCAACAGGAAUACCAAAAGCGGUUCAAGUGCGACAUCGUAAUUUAACUGCUUAUAUGCAAAGUGUUGCUAAAAUGACAACAUUGAAAAAAAGUGACAAUGUAAUACAAAUGGCAAGUUGUUCUUUUGAUACUCAUUUUCAAGAUACUUUUGUAGCAUUAAUGAGUGGUGCUGGUUUAGUUAUGCUACAUCCGCAUGGUAAUAAAGAUUUAACUUAUCUUAUUCAUGAAUUAGUGGGCAAAGAUGUUACUUUUAUGGAUGCUGUACCAAGUUAUCUUGAUACAUUAUGUCAGCAUCUUGAAAUACAAAAUGCGACUGAAUGUUUAAAGAAAUUGCGAACAUUGUGUAGUGGAGGUGAUGUUUUAACAAAUCAAAUAAUGUCCCGUUUAAAAAAAUAUGUAUCUGUACCAUCAUCAUUGUCGUCGUCGGGUGGCUGUCAACUAUGGAAUGUGUAUGGGCCAGCUGAAGCAACAAUUACUACAACAUAUUUCCAAAUAGGAUUUGAUUUUGAUUGUGAUAAACAGCUGAUGUCAAUUGGAAAACUCCUUCCUAAUUAUAUUUGUGCAAUUAUGGAUGAUUAUUUUCAAUUUGCUGUUGUUAAUCAAGAAGGUGAAUUAUUUGUUGGUGGCGCAUGUGUAUUUGCUGGAUAUUUUGGUCGUGAUGAUUUAACAGCAAAAGUAUUGGUUGAGAUUAAUAAUGAUGUCUUUUAUCGAAGUGGUGAUGUUGUUCAAUGUGAUUAUCAAGGUCUUCUUUAUUUCAAAUGUAGAAAAGAUCAUCAAGUAAAGUUACGAGGACAACGCAUUGAAUUGGCUGAAAUUGAGAAAUGUCUUAUGAAUACAUCUUCACUUGUGUCUACUUGUGUUGUCAUAAAAUGGAAUGACGAUUAUUUAGUUGCUUAUGUUCAAUCUUCUCAUACCAACGAAGAACAACUACGUCAACAUUGUCAAUCUCAUCUUCCACCACAUAUGAUUCCAUCAAUAUUUAUUAUACUUAAUAAACUACCUCUGAAUCAAAAUGGUAAAAUAGAUCGAAAACUUCUUCCUUCACCUCACUUUUCAUCUAAACAUCUUACGAACAGUAUAGAACUAUUACUACCAAUAAAUGAUUUUGAAGUUAAUCUUCAUCGCAUUUGGUGUGAUAUACUAAAACAAAAUCAAAUCUCAACUGAUACAAAUAUAUUUACUAUUGGUGGUCAUUCAUUACUUAUCAUGCAACUUUUUCAUCGAUACAAGAGCGAGUUUCAUUUAGAAACAAAUGCUCUUUCUAUUACCGACUUAUUUCAACAUCCAACAAUUAUUCAUCAUGCUCAACUCAUUCAGCAAUCUAUCAAUACCAUUCACAGUCUUGAUGAUUAUCAUUGGUCUUCAUUAUAUCUCAUUCAAGCUGGAGCAUCAUUUGCACAACAACGAAUCUAUUUAGAUGAACAAAUUCGUUUUUCAUCUAAAACAACGAGAAAUAAUACGUAUGUUAUUCCAUUACUUUAUCGCAUAUUAUCUACGAAUGAUAAUGUAUCCAUCACUCGAUUACAACAUGCAUUUCAAUCUAUUAUAAAAAAACAUCAAAUUCUUCGAACAGCACUUUAUAUUGAUGAUACAAAUAGUAAUAUUAUACAACACUGUUUAGAUGCAAAUAUCAUUCUCAACAAUGAUCUAGAAGCAUGUAGAUUGACAGUCGUUAAUCUUCAUAAUGAUGAUCGUCGUCAUAUGAACAAAAUUUUCGAGGAAAUAUUAAAUCAAGCUGAUUUAUUUGAUUUAUCAAACGGACGUGUGAUUCGUUGUCAUAUUCUUCGUCAUUAUCAUCAAUCUCAAGAUAGCAUCUCAUUUGCGGAUGAUGAUCAAUUGAGUGAAAAUGAUCACAUAUUAAUUAGUAUUCAUCAUGCGAUGUUUGAUGGAGCAUCAACAUCACUCUUUCUUCAAGAUCUUUCUCUUGCUUAUCAAUCUAAUGACUUACUUCGUAUAGAUGACAAUUCAUUCCAAUAUAUUGACUAUUCUAUUCAUGAACACAUAAUGGAUAUGACAUUAUCUCGUGAAUUCUGGCAUUCUCAACUUGAAGGAUAUAAUCUCACACGUCAGUUAUCGUUACCUGCUGACCGACAACGUUCAUCAAUUAAUCAACAACGAUCAGGUUUAGCUUCUUCAGCUCAAAUCACUUUUGAUGAUGAAAUAUGUAGAUCAUUUCUCACCUAUGCAUCAACACAUCAUUUCACACUUUUUCAACUUGGAUUAUCUAUAUUUUAUGUCUUCCUAUUCAAAUUAACUCAUGGUGAGAUUGAUUUAUGUAUUUCUUCUAUCUAUGCUAAUCGAUAUCGAAGUGAACUAGUGAAUUUGAUUGGAAUGUUUGUAUCGACAUUACCAUAUCGUGUUGAACUUGAGCCCUAUUGGCCAUUUCAUGAAGUAGUUAAAUAUGUACAAGAAAAAUGUUUAUCAAUUCUUAAACAUUCUCAUUACCCACUUCAACAUAUUCUUGCUGAUUUGUAUCUUACUCAAUCAAAUGUAUCAUUUCUUGAAACAAUGUUUGAUUUUAUUACUGUGUCAAAAGAUGUCGAAUAUUUAUGUUUAAAUGAUACAGAUUUAGAACAAGUAUUGUUAGAACAAUCAGCUGAAGUGUCUAAAUUUGACUUUUCAUUAACAUUUCAAUACAAUUCAUUACCAGAUAACAGGAGAUUAUCAUGUAGUUUUGUUUGUUCACAUGAUUUAUUUGAAAAAUCAACUAUUUCAGAAAUAGGUCAUAGAUUUGAAUAUAUGUUUGAGCAACUAUUUCAAACACAAUCAAGUAACGUUCCUACGAUGAAUAUGAGUUCAUCGAUUAACAAUGUAUGUGUUAUUCUUCCCGAAGAAGCUGAAGAAAUGGAAUUAGUCGUGUUUUAUCGAUUAGAGAAUAUUGUGAAUGAAGCACCAGCAUCAUUUGCACAAGCUCGUAUAUGGCUUGACGAACGAAUUCGAUUCGAUCCUGACAAGCCUCAAAUAGCAAUCUAUAAUAUGCCUUUUGUUUAUCGUCUGCAAUCAGGUCAUACUUUAUCAAUUAAACAACUUCGUCAUGCUCUUCAUCUCACUGUUAACAAACAUCUCUCACUUCACACAUCACUUUAUUUUGAUAUCCAAAAGAAUCAACUCAUGCAACAAGUUAUUACACAAAACGAUAACUACACUGAUAUGUUUUCCAUCAUCGAAACUGCUUAUGAAACAGAUGAACAAUUGAAUGAGAUUUUACUCAACGAGAAACGUAAUCCUCAUCUUUUUAAUCUUGCUCAAGGUCUCAUCUCUCGAUGUCAUCUUGUUUACUACAAACAGAUCUCUUCAAAUCAUCUUCUUUCUCACAAAGAUAUACUUAUCUUCAACUUUCAUCAUGCUUUCUUUGACUUUCCAUCAAUGAAAGUUUUUCAUCAUGAUCUCAAUCAAGCAUAUACAACAAGACAGCUACCUAACAAUGAUAACAAUAAUCUACGUUAUCUAGAUUAUGCUGUUAUUGAGCAACAAAUGUCAAUGACUGGUGCAAGUAUGUUUUGGCUUGAUGCUCUUCAUGAUUGUAAACUUGAUCAAUCUUUGCCAUUACCAUUUGAUCGAUAUCGUCUCUCAAAUGAGCAUCGAACUGGUCGUGGAACAACUAUUUCAUUUGAUUUUGGUCAAGAUCUCUCACAUGAUUUUCUUAUUAAUGCAUUAUCAAAUAACAUAUCGCUUGAACAACUUGCACUUGCUGCUUAUUAUGUGUUUUUGUUUCAAUUAACGAAUGGAGAAAAAGAUUUAUGCAUUGGAAUAAAUACACAUGGCCGAUAUAGAGAUGAACUUCACUCUAUCAUUGGAAUGUUUGUGAAUGCUAUACCUUUGCGAUGUCAACUCGAUCCUCAUUUAUCAUUUCAUAAACUUACCAAGCACGUUCAAGAUAACAUGAUAAACUGUAUGAAAUAUUCAUAUUUUCCUCUUCAACGUAUUCUCAAUCAACAUCCAAAUAUAUCAAAUCCUGUAUUUCUUGAUACAUCAUUUGACUUUAUAUCGUCUAUGAGAAGAGAUGAGGAAGAUGAAAUAAUGAUUGGUGACAGUCGACUUUCUUUACUACCUUUUUCAAUUAAGAUAAGUGAAGAUGAAAUAAUGAGUAAAUUUGAUUUCAUUCUUAGUUUUCAACAUGAUCUGAAUCUAAAUGAAUUCUCAUGUACCAUUAAUGCUUCCGUUGAUUUAUACAAUGCUGAAACAAUUUUUAUAAUUGCACAAAGAUUACAAACAAUGUUACAUCAAUCAUCUGCGUGGAUUAUUGAUAAUGAAAUAAACAAGCCUAUCUUUGAAUUAUCAUUAAUAUUAUCAAAUGAGCAAUAUCUAAUGCAAUCAAUGAAUAAUACACAAAUACCAUUUUCAUCUCCUUUCACUUGUAUCCACCAUGCAUUUGUAUAUCAAGUGAUGAAACAUCCACAAAAACUAGCUGUUGAACUAGAUGAACAAUCGUUAACAUAUUGUGAACUAUUGCAUUAUGCUCAAAUAUUAUCUUUAACUCUUCUUAAUGAGUAUCAUGUGUUUCCAGGUGAGAUCGUGUGUCAAUGUGUUGAGCGAAGUUUGUCAAUGGUGAUUGGUAUAAUGGGAAUUGAAAUGGCUGGUGGUGUCUAUUGUCCAUUAUCACCUCGAGAUCCACAACACCGUUUACAUGCACUAGUAAAGCAAACUCAAUGUCGUCUUGUUCUUGUUCAUUAUUUAACUAAGACCAAAUUUGAUGAUGAUAUUAUUUCACUUAAUAUUGAUUUAAUAUUAAUUAUGAAUGAUCUGAAAAGUGACAUAGAUUAUAAUUGUCUUUCAAGUGUGAUAAUGAAAGGUGAAGAGAUAGCCUAUACUAUUUUCACUAGUGGUUCAACUGGAAUUCCGAAAGCGGUUCAACUGAGACAACAGAAUUUCAUCAAUUCAAUACUAGGUUUUGUUCGGAUUGAUGCACUACACGAAGAUGAUAUUAUGAUUCAAAUUGCUAGUUCAACGUUCGACGCGCACAUACAGGAAAUUGUAGGAUCUCUAAUCUGCGGUGCGACAAUAGCCAUGCUACAUCCACAAGGUGAAUCUAUGUCAAUAGCUUUCGUUAAAAUAUUGAUGCAGUUUGUUGCCCAAUCCUGUCAAAUAUGGAAUUUUUACGGUCCUGCAGAAGCCACACUUGGAACUUCAUGUCACCUAAUUGAUGUGACCUCUCACAUGCAUGAUCUUCCAAUUGGCAAACAACUACCUCAUUACAUAUGCUUACUUCUAAACAACUUCUUGCAACCUGUUAUGAUUCAGGAAGGAGGAGAACUGUCUGUAGGAGGAGUAGGUGUCUUUGCUGGCUAUCUUGGACGUGAUGAUUUGACUGCAAAAGCUCUUGUUGAAAUAGAUGGUCAACUAUUUUAUCGAACAGGUGAUCUUGUUGCAAUGGAUAUCAAUGGUCUUCUUUAUUAUCAAGGAAGAAAAGAUCAUCAAAUCAAACUACAUGGACAAAGAAUUGAACUUGGUGAAAUCGAAAGAUGUUUACUUAACAUUACAUCUAUCUCUGCUUGUGUUGUCAUGAAAUGGAAAGAUGAUUAUUUAGUUGCUUAUAUUCAAUCUUCUCAUGUUAAUGAACAGGAAUUGCGGGAACAUUGUCAAUCUCACCUUCCACCACAUAUGAUUCCAUCUUUCUUUAUUAUACUUGAUAAACUACCUUUGAAUCCAAAUGGAAAAAUAGACAGAAAACAACUUCCUUUACCCCAAUCUUCUUUAUCGACUUUGUUAUCGUCCGAUAAGUCUGAUAUUCCUCUUAAUCAGUUCGAAGAACGUAUACUCACUAUUUGGUGUCAAGUUCUUCAUUGUAAUGAAAACCACAUUGCUAGAACUACCAGUUUUUUCAGUGUUGGUGGUCAUUCACUUUUGUUUAUUGAACUUUAUCAUCAUUAUCAAUCAGUAUUUAACUUUGAUGCUCAUACACUUUCGAUUGCUCCAUUUCUUCAACAACCAACUAUAUUUCAACAUUCACAAAUACUUCAAACAGCUUUAAUGAAUAAUAUCAAGGCAACACAAUGGUACACAUUACAUAUCAAUGAAGGUAUUGCCUCUUUUGCUCAAGAACGUAUCUUUCUCGAUGAACAAGUUCGUUUUUCGAGUGAUAUUGCUAUCUAUAAUGAACUGGAUAGUGUACAAGUUGUUCAAGGAUCAUUAUCAGUCAAUCGUUUACUACAAGCACUUCGAUAUGUUUUGAAUAAACAUAAAAUAUUACGGACAUCUCUUGUGUUUAACAAUGAUAAUGGUAUUUUGAAACAAUGCAUCACAGAUAUACAUAAAACAUUCACAAUAGCUAUGAAUCAAUCAUUUGAAAAUGAAAAUGAACUUCAAGACAUUAUUUAUCGAACAACGAUUAAUUCUAAUCUCUUCGAUUUAUCAACUGGUCGUGUUUUUCAUGCUGAAAUCCUGAGACAUCAAAUAUCACUAGAUGAAAAUGAAAAUGAAAAUAGUAGGAAUGAAUUCAUAACCAAUUCUGAUGUUCUUCUCAUUGCUUUUCAUCAUGCAGCAUUUGAUCGAGCAAGUUCUUCGAUCUUUUUCAGUGAUCUGUGUUUAGCAUAUAAUACUAAUGCAACAUCAAUAGAAGAUGAUGAUGAAUCGUUGCAAUAUAUUGAUUAUAGUAUACAUGAACGUGUAAUUGAUAUGACAACAUCUCGUGAAUUUUGGUGUUUGCAAUUAGAAGAAUACAAUUUGAAAUCUCGAUUAUUAUUACCAGUUGAUCGACAUCGUUUAUCUAAUGAUCAUCGAUCGAGUUCUGCUUGUACUACUCAAAUCUCUUUUGACAACGAUAUUUCACAAUCAUUUCUUGAUUAUGCUUCUAUACAUCAUGUGACACUAUUUCAGUUAGGUUUGAGUAUAUUAUAUGCUUUUCUUUUCAAGUUAACUCAUGGUGAAAAUGAUUUAUGUAUCUCAUGUCUUAAUGCUAAUCGAUACAGAACUGAACUACACAAUAUAAUGGGAAUGUUCGUUUCAACACUACCAUAUCGUAUUCAAGUCGAUCCUCGUUGUUCAUUUGAUGAGCUUGUUGAAUAUGUACGAAAGAAAUGUUUGUUAAUUCUUGAACAUUCUCAUUAUCCACUUCAACACAUUCUUUCCAGUUUACAUAUUGAUCAAUCAAAUAUUUCAUUUCUUGAAACAAUGUAUGACUUUAUAACUAUAUCGUCACACAGCGAUGGAUUAUCUUUGGAUGGAGCAAGUUUCAAGCAAGUGUCAUUCGAACGAUCGUUUGAAGUAGCUAAGUUUGAUUUUUUGUUAAUGUUUGUCUAUAAUCCAAUGUUAGAAAAUAAUAGAUUAUCAUUUCAUUUAACUUGUUCACAUGAUUUAUUUGAUGAAAUUACAGUUACAAAUAUAGGUCGAAGAUUGGAAUAUUGUUUUCAACAACUUUUUUCACCGAAUCAAACCAUCAAUCAAAUUGAUACAUGUUUUUCAUCUGUAUCGAAAAUCGAUCUUAUUCUACCAGGAGAAACUCAAGAAAUGGAUGAUAUUAUCUUUUGUCGUCAGUCACAUAUUAUAAACGAAGCACCAGCAUCGUUUGCACAAAUUCGACUAUGGCGUAAUGCAUCUAUUCAUUUCACUCCUUAUACACCACAAGUACCAAUCUACAACAUGCCAUUUGUUUACCAUCUACAAAAUCAUCAUACUUUAUCAAUACAACAUCUUCGUCAUGCUCUUCAGCUAACUGUCAUAAAACAUCAAUCACUUCAUUCAUUACUUCUCUUCAAUACAGAAAAGAACCUUGUCAUGCAACGAAUCAUUGAUGUGAAUGAUAAUGGUAGACAAUUUUUUACAUUUAUUGAAAGUACUUAUGAAACACAGGAACAACUCGAUGGCAUUUGGUACGAUGAGAAAUAUAAUCCGAAACUUUUCACUCUUGCUCAAGGUCUUGUCUUUCGAUGUCAUCUUGUUUACUACAAACAAAUCUCCUCAAAUCACCUUCUUUCUGACCAGGAUGUACUCAUUUUCAAUUUUCAUCAUGCUUUAUUUGAUUACCCAUCAAUAAAUAUCUUUCUUCAUGAUCUCGAUCAAGCAUAUACAACAAGUCAAUUAUUGUAUGAUGACAGCACUACUCUACGUUAUAUCGAUUAUGCUGUUAUUGAACAAAAAAUGUCAAUGACUGGUGCAAGCAUGUUUUGGCUUGAUACUCUUCAUGAUUGUAAACUUGAUCAACCUUUAUCAUUACCAUACGAUCGAUAUCGUCUUGCAAAUGAACGUAGAACUUGUCAUACAACAUCGAUUUCUUUUGAUUUUAGCCAAGAUCUCUCCCAUGACCUUCUUAUAUAUGCAUCAUCAAACAACAUAUCACUUGAACAUCUCACAUUUGCUGUUUAUUUCAUCUUUCUAUUUAAAUUAACUAAUGGACAAACAGAUUUAUGUCUUGCUAUGAACAUCAAUAAUAAUCGAUAUAGGGAUGAACUCAAAUCAAUCAUUGGACUGUUUGAGAAUGUCAUCCCAAUACGAUGUCAACUAGAUCCUCACUGGUGUUUUCAUCAAUUACUCGAACAUGUUCGAAAGAUAACAACAAAGAGUAUGAAGUAUUCAUAUUUUCCACUUCAACGUAUUCUUGAUCAACAUCCACAUAUUUCCAAACAUGCAUUUCUCGAUACAUCUCUGAAAUUUAUAUCAAACAAGAGUAACAAUGUCAUGAUGAUUGGUGAUUCUCAACUUGUUUCAACAUCUUUCUCAUUCAACGAUAAUGGAGAUGAAAUACUAAGUGUAUCCGAUUUCUCUCUUUCUAUUUAUCAUAACAUGAACAUCAAUCAACUGUCAUGCAGAAUCGAUGCAUCGCUUGACUUGUUUAAUGGAGACACAGUGCAGAAGAUUUCACAACGAUUUCAUUCCAUCUUACAUCAGUUAUCUGCAUCUAUUAUUGAUAAUCAAAUAAACAAACCAAUCUGUGAAUUAUCAUUCGUAUUACCAAAUGAACAAUAUCUGAUGCAAUCAUUAAAUAAUACACAAAUAUCAUUUCCAUCUCCUCUUACUUGUAUUCAUCAUGAAUUUGUAUACCAAGUAAUGAAGUAUCCACAAAAACUAGCUGUUGAACUUGAUGAACAAUCUUUGACAUAUGCUGAACUUCUACAUUAUGUACAAAUAUUAUCUUUAACUCUUGUUAAUGAGUAUCAUGUGUUUCCAGGUGAGGCCGUGUGUCAAUGUGUGGAGAGAAGUUUGUCAAUGGUGAUUGGUAUUAUGGGAAUUGAGAUGGCUGGUGGUGUUUAUUGUCCAUUGUCACCUCGAGAUCCACAACAUCGUUUGCAUGCACUCACACAACAAAUACAAAGUCGUCUUGUUCUUGUUCAUUGGCUGUCAAAAUCUAAAUUUAAUAAUAAAGUUGUUUCGAUUGACAUUCAUUCACCAUGGAUUAUUAAUGAUAUAAUCAGUGCUCUUAACGUUGAUCGACUAUCAAGUAUUAUAGGCACAUCAAGUAAUAUUGCAUAUAUCAUUUUCACUAGUGGUUCAACGGGAGUACCAAAAGCGAUUAAAGUACGACACAUAAAUUUUGCUGGAUGUAUAUACUCUUUGACUGGCAGCAAUACAUUCAAUAAAAAUGAUACUGUUGUUCAGAUGGCACGAUGCUCAUUUGAUAUUCAUCUUCAAGAAAUACUUGGCAGUUUGAUGAUUGGGGCUACAUCAGUUCUGCUACGUCCAAAUGGAACAGUUGAUUUUGAUUAUCUCUCUCACAUCUUACACACUAAAGAAGUUACAUACAUGCAAAGUGUUCCAAGUUUACUUCAAAGCUUUUUUAUUUUUCUCGAACAGCGCGAUAACGUAAAUGCUAUUAAACACCUUCGAUCGAUUUGUUGUGCUGGUGAACCAUUUUCUGUUAAACUAAGAACUUUAAUCGCAAACAUUGGUAUACCACACUGUACUGUAUGGAAUCUUUAUGGUGCUACUGAAACAACACUCGUCUCUACAUAUCAUCUUGUUGAUAUUAAGACCAACUAUGCAAGCAUUCCACUCGGCAGAUCACUACCAAACUAUCAAUCGUUGCUCUUAAAUAAAUUCUUGCAAAGCACAUCUACUAGUCAAAAAGGAGAAUUAUUUACUGGAGGUGUUGGUGUCUUUGCUGGAUAUCUUAGAUAUGACAAAUUAACCGCCAAAGCACUCAUUGAAAUUGAUGGUGAAUUAUUCUAUCGAGUAGGUGAUCUUGUUCAUAUGGAUGAGAAUGGUCUUCUCCAUUAUCACGGAAGAAAAGAUCAUCAAAUCAAACUACAUGGACAACGAAUUGAACUUGGUGAAAUCGAACGAUGUUUACUUAACAUCACAUCCAUCUCUGCUUGUGUUGUCAUGAAAUGGAAUGAUGAUUAUUUAGUUGCUUAUGUUCAAUCAUCUCAUACGAAUGAAGAACAACUACGUCAAUAUUGUCAAUCUCAUCUUCCAUUACAUAUGAUUCCAUCGAUAUUUAUUAUACUUGAUAAAUUACCUCUGAAUCAAAAUGGCAAAAUAGAUCGAAAAUUUCUGCCACCGCCUAAUUUUUCAUCGUUAACUGAUAAUAUUGAUGGUAGUAUGCCGCGCAACACAUUAGAACAACAGUUACAAGAUAUAUAUAGUCAAGCUUUUCAUAUUGAAUCUCCUCAUGUUGAAAUUCCUUUUGGUCAACUUGGUGGUACUUCAUUGAGUGCUAUUCUUGCACUUUCAUUGAUCCGCCAACAGGUCUCUAAUAAAGUUGACAUUGGUCUUUUAUUUACUAAUCCAUCUAUUCGACAAUUGGCUCAAGCUAUAGAACCUUUAUUAGUUGUCGUAGAACUCCAAGAGACAGGUUGCACAGUCAAUGAAAUCCAUGAAACAGAUAUUCGUCUGAUACCUUCAUUUGUCAUCGAAUCUUUUGGUAUUGUACUCCUUAUUUACCAGUGGUUGUUGCCAAUCAUGAUAAUUCAUCAAUGGUGUCCACUUCUUUUUCCGAUCUUACCAAUAUGUCAUCUUCUAUUCUAUGUCAUAUGUUCACGUCUACUAUUGCCAGAAAAUGUUAAAGGAGGCGAUGUGUUUUCUUGGAACUAUUAUCGUUGGUGGUUUUUAGAUCGACUAUGGAAUAACAAUACAUUCUGGCUGCAACAUAUACUUGGUACACCAUUGUACAAUUGCUAUCUUCGUUUUUGUGGUGCUCGGAUUAGUGUCAAUGCACAUAUUUAUACCAUAACUAUUGAUGCUCCAUGGUUGUUAGAUAUUGGUGAUGGAACUUGGAUUGCUGAUAAAACGACUCUUAACUCUUUAUAUUUCAAUGAUAAUAAUACUUUCACACUACAUUCAAUUAAAAUUGGUUGCUAUUGUUCAAUUAGUGCCCAAUCGAUUUUGUUUAGUGGAGUUGAUAUGCAAGAUAAUAUUAUUGUUCAGCCUAUGUCAUCUAUCAGUGGUUUCAUCGCAUCUCGAACGAUUAUCGAUGGUGACGGACAUAAAUCGAUUCCAUCAGACAUUUCAAUCACACAUAGUAACCGAUUAUUAUUGAAAUGGCACAAGAUCUAUCAAGUUAUUACAAUCAUCUCACUCAUCUGUAUUCAUUGUACACUCUUAGCCAUUGUCUACAAGGUUUAUUCAGUUGAACAAAUACCACUACCUAUUAGCCUUGCUUUUUGCUGGACUUUGUGGUCAAUUUUUGCUUGUUUUAUCACUCUCUUCCUGUUGAAAUUCGUAGUUGGUUCUUGUGUUGCUGGUGAGACAUAUCCAAUUGCAUCGUGGUCAUAUUUACAUAAGGUAUGGCUUCGUCAAUUAAUUGUAUCUAGUUUUCAUCAUGCUUGGUCUUUACCAACUGGAUACGAUCAUCUUUAUCCUUUUAUUCUUCGUUGGCUAGGCGCUCAAGUUAAAGAUGAUGUCAAACUCGCUGAGAUAGGCACUUUUCUAUCCUAUCCAACAAAUUUAUUAAAACUCGAGACAGGAGUCACUAGUUUUGCUGAUGUUUUAUUAGUUCCUACUGAGAUGACACUUUCAGGUAAUCAUCGUGUAGAUUGUAUAACACUCGGAUCUCAUAUAAAUCUUGGCAAUUUUUGUUCAAUUUUGCCGGGCAGUCAUCUUGUGUCUUAUACUAUGGUUGGUAAUUUAACGCGUAUCACUCGAGAAACGAAUAGUAACAGUGGAGAUGUUUUCAUUGGUGUUCCAGCUCGUGCUAUGCCAUUUCAAAUGCCCUUUAGACAAGCAACGGAAGAUCAAAUUAAAACUAUUUCAUUUUGGAAAACUUGUUUUUCUCACUAUAUAAGUAAAUGUCUUCUCAUAGGUAUCUAUCUGUCAUGUGGUCUUGUUGGUGGAUCAAUUAUUCAUACAAUAAUUGUUUGCAGUUUCUAUCGAUGGUCCUCAUAUGUAGACAAUAAAAUAAUCAAACAGAUAAUAGGAAAACUAGGAGAAGAUCAUCGAAUUUUUAUUUGUUCAUUUCUUGGCAAUACACAAUGGCUAAUUCGAUUAUUUCGAGCAUAUGGUGCGAGCAUCGGCAACAAUGUCAUCAUACCUGAUUUUUCUUCUAUUUUUGAUUACAAUUUGGUAACUAUUGGAGAUCAUGUUCGACUUAACACCAGUGCUGAUAUUUCGGGUCACACUUUCGAACAACGUGUUUGGAAAAUAGCUCCUGUUACAGUGGGUAAUUCGUGCGUCCUUAUGAGUAGAUCAAUGGUAAUGUCAGGUUGUAAAUUAAUGGGUAACAAUCGGCUUUAUCCUUUUACACUCGUAAUGAAAAAUGAUCUAUUACAACCGAAUACACAAUGGAAAGGACUUCCUGCACAAUCUUAUGUGGCAAAAUCAAUUUUAUCUCGAUCUGUACCCAUUUGUGAUGAUGUCAUCAAAUAUCAACAGGGAUCCAACAGAUUUGAUCGACUGUCUUUUUGGUAUGAAAAAGUUUCAAGCAUUUAUACGAAUGUCAAUGAACUACAAUUUAUAAAUUGGGGUUAUGCAAAUUUAGAUGAACAUGUUGAUGAUAAUACUGGUUAUUAUUCGAAAAAACUUUAUCAACAGGUUCUUGCUAAUAUAACACUUACAGAUCAAAAUAUACUCGAAGUAGGUUGUGGUCGAGGUGCUGGUGCUGCUUGGUGUGUUCGAACAUAUGCUCCUCACUCUUAUAUUGGAAUAGAUCUUUCUAGAGAUGUUAUUAACCUAUGUCAACAAUAUUAUUCAACAAUACCUCGACUCUCAUUUAUGAUAGCUGAUCCAAAAACUCAUUUACCAUUUCAAAAUGAGUCAAUAGAUGUUGUUCUCUCGAUUGAGACAACAAAUCUUUUUGAUGAAAUAGAAGCAGUGAAGAAAUUCGUCCAUGAAGUUACUCGUGUGCUUAUACCUAAUGGAUGCUUCCUCUGGUGUGGCUUGUGUAAUGUAAAUGGAUCAAAUGUAUUGGUUGAUUAUUUAACAACAAAUAAUGCAUUUAUUAUUCAAGAGAAGGUUGAUAUUACAAGAAGUGUUCUUCAUGCACUUGAUAUUCAAAGUGAUUCACGUGCUGACUUUAUUGAGCGUUAUAUUGAACCUGCAGAUCGAGAAUAUUGUCGUCUAUUGGCUGGAUUACCUGGCACUGAACUUUAUGAUAAUAUGCAAGAAGGACGAGCAGAUUAUUGGCGAGUUAUAUUCCGCAAGAAGACAACAAAAAAGACACCUAUUGUUUAA